Molecule: messenger RNA, 3015 nt
Organism: Clarias gariepinus (North African catfish)
Lineage: Eukaryota; Metazoa; Chordata; Actinopteri; Siluriformes; Clariidae
Product: cytochrome P450 4A6-like
Exons: 13
Coding region: 720-2045 (441 amino acids)
Molecular function (GO): heme binding; iron ion binding; oxidoreductase activity, acting on paired donors, with incorporation or reduction of molecular oxygen
Source: RefSeq, a predicted model, not a curated record
UGUAAAACAAAGGCAGCAAGGGUUACUGGGUUUAUUUAUCACAUUCACAGUAUUAGAGAUGAUAGUACGAUGGCAUUAUUAAAUUUCCCAUAGUGUGUGUGUGCCCUGUAAUAGAUUGUCCAGGAUGUACCGUCCACCAUCCAGAAUGUACUCUGCCUAAUGCCCAAAGUCUUCUGGGAUAGGUUUCAGGCCCAGUGACUCUGUACACAGGAUAAGUUGUGUUUUUUCUGUUAAUACAUGCAUUUUAAAUAUGUAAUAUAUUUGCUUUAUGCUGCACAUAAGACAAAAAUGAAAAUUUGUGAAAUUAUUUUGCUAUAAAACCAAAUAUUUCAUAUGUAAAACAAAGGCAGCAAGGGUUACUGGGUUUAUUUGUCACAUUCACAGUAUUAGAGACGAUAGUACGAUGGCAUUAUUAAAUUUCCCAUAGUGUGUGUGUGUGUGUGUGUGUGCCCUGUAAUAGAUUGUCCAGGAUGUACCGUCCACAGUCCAGGAUGUACUCUGCCUAAUGCCAAAAGUCUUCUGGGAUAGGUUCCAGGCCCCGUGACUCUAUACACAGGAUAAGUAGUAUUAAAGUGCUGUGCAUUAUCUACAUUUCUGCUAUACUGAUUAAAUGGUCGAUAAGGAGAAAUCAGUGGAAGCAUGCCUUGGAGCAGUUUCCUGGACCCCCUGGUCACUGGCUUCUCGGACACUCUACACAGUUUCACCAAGAUGGAACCCAUAUGCAGAAGAUACCCACUUGGGGAGAAAAAUAUCCCUUUGCUUUCCCGUUACAGUUUAGCCCAGAUAAUAUCCAUCUUUUUGUCCAUCACCCAUCUUAUGUCAAGCCCAUUCUGGCAAGAACAGGACCAAAGAACGACUUUUCAUAUAGAUUUCUCAUCCCUUGGAUAGGACAAGGUUUACUUGUUAAUGAUGGGCAAAAAUGGUUUCGCCACAGACGGCUUCUCACACCUGGUUUCCAUUAUGAUAUCUUAAAGCCUUAUGUGAAGCUAAUGACAGAUUCAGCCAAUGUUAUGCUGGACAAGUGGGAAGUGUAUGCAAGAACAGGCCAGACCUUUGAACUUUUUCAGCAUGUUAGUCUGAUGACACUGGACAGCAUAAUGAAGUGUGCCUUUAGCUACCAAAGCAACUGCCAGACAGAGAGCAGAUCCAAUCCUUACAUAAAGGCAGUGUAUGAACUGUGUGACCUGGUCAAUCUACGGUUUCUUGCUUUUCCAUAUCAAAAUGACAUCAUCUUUCACCUGAGUCCACAUGGCUACAGAUACAGAAAAGCAUGCAGAAUUGCACACACCCAUACAGAUAAAGUAAUAAGUCAGAGAAAAGAAUUUUUAAAUAAGAAGAACCAGAAUGAUGGUGAGGAAAAGAGAUACUUAGACUUUCUGGAUAUUCUACUGUGUGCUCAGGAUGAGCAUCAGCAGGGCUUGUCAAAUGAAGACAUUCGAGCAGAGGUGGACACUUUUAUGUUUGAGGGACAUGACACUACUGCCAGUGGUAUCUCCUGGAUCUUCUACAGCUUGGCCUGCAAUCCUGAGCAUCAGCAUAAAUGCAGAGAGGAAAUCCAGCAAGUGCUGAUGGGAAAGGACACCAUAGAGUGGGAGGACCUCAGCAAAAUACCAUACACCACAAUGUGCAUUAAGGAAUCCCUGCGUAUGUACCCUCCUGUUCCAGGAAUGGGACGGAAGUUGUCCCAACCUAUUACUUUUUUUGAUGGAAGAACAGCUCCUGCAGGUCUGCUUAUUGCAAUCAGUAUUUAUGGAAUUCAUCACAACCCUGCAGUUUGGGAGAACCCAGAGGUUUUUAACCCACUGAGAUUUCUGCCAGAGAACAGUACUGAGAGAUCACCUCAUGCCUUUGUGCCCUUCUCAGCUGGACCAAGAAACUGCAUUGGUCAGAACUUCGCUAUGAAUGAGAUGAAGUUGGCCGUGGCUCUGACACUGAAGAAGUAUGUACUCAUCAAGGAUGCAGAUCAUACUCCAAAGAUGAUUCCUAGGCUAGUGCUCAGAUCUCUUAAUGGGAUCCACAUUAAGAUCAAAUUAGUGGAAGCUUGAGAAGCCAUACUAUAACAGAAAUGCUACAGUUUUAAUUGAGAGUCAUGAAUUUAUGAUUGAUUUACACAAGUAAAAUCCUAAAUUUAAGAUUGUUUAUGAAAAGGUUAAUUGUAAUAAUAAGCAAUAUCUAUUAGCUAAUAACUACUAAUUUUAUUACCUAAUAAGGAAUAUGCAUACAAAAAAUAUUAACCAUUUCCCACCUAUUUUUAAACUUUUCCUAAACCACCUGCAUUUCUGACUAAGUAAAUAAGGGGGAAAUAUAUGCAAGAGCUUUGAUUCAAUGUCAUCCUCAAUAUUUAAACCACAACUAAAAGCCAAAGAAGCUUUUGAAAUAGCUAAAGAAGGCUAGGUUAGCCAUUAGCAGUUAGGUGCUACCACCAAUGGCUUACCUAGCCUUCUCAGCUUAAGAACACUAGGUUAUAGCUGUUAUCUGCUACCAACAUCCAGAGAAGGGCAGAGCUAGGAAGUUCAACAGAGAUGGGCUGAGCUAAACAUUGAGUUGUGGAAGUGUCUUCUUUUAUAUGAGGACAUAAUUGGGGAAAUUUAAUUAGCUUUUUUUUAAUAACAAUGUUUUUCUUUCCCCAUUUGUUUGUUUACACAGACUGGGGGACGCAUGUGAAUGUCUAAAGAUUAUUUUACAUAAUAGGUCCCUCCUUAAAGCUUAGAACACACGGUUGUCUAUUGUAGUUAUCUAUUUUACAAUGUAUACUCUUUUUCUGAAAACACUUGUGUUUUGACUUAAGGUAUUAGUCUGGAUGUAGCUUGAUUAAAAACAUCCUUUUGAAAUGGAUAGUCAUUAAUAAAAUUCAUCCUGUUAUGAGAUGCAUGGCAUAAUUAUCUAUUUAGCAUAUGUUCUUUCAAUUAUUAGACAAUGUGGUACCAUUCUGGUUGUAAAGUGUGCAACAUAUUUUGGUUUAUGCUGCACAUCAGUAGAAUCAAGAACACAAGAUAAAAAUUAUUUUAAGGUUUA